CGGAGGGCGGGCCUUCCCCGAAGAUUUAAUUCAGGCCGAUAAUUUUGUAUUGAACACCUACUGUGAAUCAGGCACUGAAUAUACUAAGCGUUGGAGAAACAGGUGAUUGAAGCCGGGGUCGAGUCAUUCCGUGUGUAUCUAGUGUAGUGUAGCCCUUGCCCUGGCUCCGGAGGGCGGGUCGUCUCAUCCUAAAUGUGUACAUUUCUGGAGACUCGGACAUGUGAAGGGCUGCAGGGAUAAUUCUGUCCUACAGUCUCUCCGGAGUGCAGCUCCCUUGGUUAUAUGGCCACGUUUUCUCGGCCUCUAAAACCUUCCCUGACCAUAUAAGGAGAGGCAGCUGCUGGGGGCGUCACCGAGGAUCUAAAGAUAGCGACCCCUGCCUCGGAUGCCAAACGCCACUGGGCAGCGGGAGCCACCAUGGCACGGCAGCAGGCCCGGACCCUGUGGUAUGACAGGCCCAAGUAUGUGUUCAUGGAGUUUUGUGUCGAGGACAGCACUGACGUCCAUGUGCUCAUAGAAGACCACCGCAUUGUGUUCAGCUGCAGGAAUGCUGAUGGAGUGGAGUUGUACAAUGAGAUUGAGUUCUAUGCCAAGGUGAACUCCAAGGACUCUCAGGAUAAGCGCUCUGGCCGCUCCAUUACCUGCUUUGUGAGGAAAUGGAAGGAGAAAGUGGCCUGGCCCCGGCUCACCAAGGAGGAUAUCAAGCCAGCGUGGUUGUCUGUGGACUUCGAUAACUGGAGAGACUGGGAAGGAGAUGAAGAGGUGGAGCUGGCUCAGGUGGAACAUUACGCAGAGCUUCUGAGCAAGGUCCAAGCCAAGAGACCUCCCCCUGCCAUGGAUGAUCUGGAUGAUGAUUCUGACAGUGCCGAUGCAACAAGUAAUUAAAUUCUGCGCAGCAGAGCUGGGGAGGAUGUUGCGGCCAUCUUCCAGUCAUUCUGACAAGCUGGAGCCUGGGCCUUGGUCCAGCUCUUUGGCUGUGCACCAGGGUCCUCUGGGAUCUCAGAUCUUUCCUAGAAGCUCUUCAUUAAGGGUCCUCCUAUUUAUUUUCCCUAGGCACUUGACUAUGGCUGCUGUAUCUGAUGGCAGAAUAGCAAAGGAGUAGACUGGUGGCACUUCUGACUUCCUACCCAUUGGCUGUGAUCUCUGUGAUCACUCAGCAGGGCUCUCUUGAGUAUGUGAGCGUGUUCAUGUACGUGGUAGAGCAGAAGCCAAAGGGGCAGCAGAUGGUUUAUGAUAAAUCCCUAGGAACUGGUCUGUUUCUUUCCUGCUUGUACUUCUACCUCCUGGGGGCAAGCCUCUUCUCCCUCUGCAGUUCCUCUCUAAGGGAGGGGUGGGUGUCAGAGAUCCUGGCCCUCACUGUUGAGACUGGAAGAAAGAUGGUGGAGGCAGGCUGUAACCAAGGGGUGGGGGUGGGGGGUGGGGACUUCCUGUUGCACAGAUCUAUGCUCUGGUUUCUCAGCAGAAACCAGCUUUUCACUAUAAGGCUUAUACCACCGCCACCCCUAGAACCAGCCAGAAAUGCACCUCAGCUUCCUGCAUACUCUAGAAAUCUCUUUAUGUUUUUAUUUACUUUAUUUACUCUUUAGAGAGAGGAGAUGGGAGGGAGAAAGAGAGGGAGAGAAACAGUGUGUGAGAGAAACAUUGAUGGUUGCCCCUCACAUGCCCUGGCACCUGGCCCACGACCCAGGCACGUGCCCUGACCAGGAAUCAAACCUGUGACCUUUCUGUUCGCAGUCCAGUACUCAACCCACUGAGCCACACCAGCCAGAAAUCUUCAUACUUUUAAGGCUGACAUUAGUUCUUAAACAUGAAAUAAAGCUGCUAAUGUACAGUUGUAUUUGUAUUAUAUUGUACAAUUUACUAUUUAGUAUCAUUAAAAUUUUUGAAUUUCAUAUCAACUGUUUAACAUAAUUAGGUCUUUUCUUUAUAGGUGAUCAAAGAGGUCACAGUAAGUGGCAAAGUUGGGACUUGAAUUUGUACAGCACAUCCCCCAUCUGCGAUGCUGAAAACUGAAAAGUUCUGAAAACUGACCAAGAAAAGACACCAAACUUAUUUGGCAGCAAAACAUGACCUAAAAUUAUGCAAGGCUAUUUAUAGUCUGUUUAUUCCAUUUAGUGUAUUCCUCAGCAUAAAUAUCAAUGAGUUUGAUUACAUGAUUUUGCUCCAGAGUUCCAAAUGGAGUGUCAGGUACACAUGGAGUGUGCUCUCUCCAUUACCACCUAAAAAUUCUAAAUUCUGAAAAAUUCUAGAAUCUGAAACAUCUUUAGGCUUUUUAUUAGUUGGUUUGAAAGAGCAGAAAGUUGAUUUUAACUUUUAAAUGGUUUAAAGUUUUGACGUAUUGAUUGCAGCUUGUUAACUUCUUUAUCUACACUGUCCAGUUAGAUAGCACUAGUCACACGUUGUACUUGAAAUGUGGCCAGUUUGAACUGAGAUGUGAGUGUAAAAUACACACCCGGUUUUGAAAAAUUUGUAUGGGGAAAAAAACAUUUUAUAUACCUACUACAUGAUGAAAACUCUUCUGGA
This is a messenger RNA of Phyllostomus hastatus (greater spear-nosed bat), 2523 nucleotides long. It is a transcript of the gene PTGES3L, whose product is annotated as prostaglandin E synthase 3 like. Bases 418 to 885 code for a protein of 155 amino acids. Gene Ontology annotation, biological process: chaperone-mediated protein complex assembly; protein folding. The transcript has 7 exons. Gene Ontology annotation, cellular component: cytosol; nucleus. The record is from RefSeq and is a predicted model, not a curated record. NCBI's taxonomy places the organism in Eukaryota, Metazoa, Chordata, Mammalia, Chiroptera, Phyllostomidae. Gene Ontology annotation, molecular function: Hsp90 protein binding; protein-folding chaperone binding.